Messenger RNA from Fusarium oxysporum Fo47, 1067 nucleotides. RefSeq lists its product as uncharacterized. Bases 499 to 861 code for a protein of 120 amino acids. NCBI's taxonomy places the organism in Eukaryota, Fungi, Ascomycota, Sordariomycetes, Hypocreales, Nectriaceae. The record is from RefSeq and is a predicted model, not a curated record. The transcript is spliced from 4 exons.
AUCUGAAGAUCUGCGGCUGAAGGCUUUCCCCCCGGGACCACCUUGUAUGCGUCGUGGGGCACGACACCCCCAGAAAAUGUCAAUAUCCACCGCAACGCAGAUAUACUUGUCAACCUAGAACCUAGGUAGGCAGCUAAGCGUGCAUCAGUGUGAGACAGCAUGUAUGGGUUGACAGCUCAUCAGCAGCCAUUUUGAGUUGCCGGGUUCUGCUUGCCAGGCCCGGUCGACAUUCUCGUCGUUCGUCGGGAUGUUUCGCGUGCCAGGUUCCCUGCGACAGACAAGACACAGCUAUCACGACUUGCACAUUGAAGAAUGUCACCCUUGACUGAGGCCAAAUCGUGUAUAUAAGAUGGCCUCUCCGUCGCCUUCAACUCAACUUUUCUCAUCAGCACUCACCAUCCAAACCAUUCAACAAUCAUCUACUUGAGCCCCCAGCUCCGAUCACCACUCCAAACACUCAACAACUUUUGACAAGUUUGUCCAAUACAAUCCAGCACAAUGUCUGCCCCUACUUCCACCACUUCUCCCCCUCCCACUUCUGAGCUUCCCUUUGCCAAUCUUCCCUCUUCUCCUGCUCCUGUUCGCAACUCUACCGCUCUGUCCAAGCCCGCCUACGCCUCCGACUCUGACUCCGAUGGUCAGGCUCGAGGUGGUCGCCGCAGCCAGAAGCAGCAAUUCGUUGUUCCUCUGCCCACCUCCACUGGUCUCUCCCAGCCUGCUGGUCAACUCCUCAAGGGUGCCACAGACGAGAACGGUGCUCAGAAGUCCGCUGCCCUCCUCGUGGGUAUCAAGCUCGACCUUGAGGCCGAGGUUCACCUGACUGCCCGCGUCAAGGGUGACAUCGUCGUCGGUCUUUACUAGACAAGUGUGGGUUCCAACACUGAGACUGUACUUGGCGGUUGGUCGCAGGAUACGGCUGGUGGCCCAUGUGAUGAUAUAACAAGAAUGGUGAACGCCCGAGCAAUGCCCAACAAUUGACGGGCUGUCAAAAACGGAUGGGAUUUCCUUUUUUCUGGACUAGCAUAUAAAACUUAUGUAGCUUGGAUAAUGAAAACUCUUUGCUGCUG